This is a messenger RNA of Triticum dicoccoides, 1086 nucleotides long. RefSeq names its product tricetin 3',4',5'-O-trimethyltransferase-like. The coding region runs from base 1 to 1086 and encodes 361 amino acids. Gene Ontology annotation, molecular function: O-methyltransferase activity; protein dimerization activity. Lineage: Eukaryota; Viridiplantae; Streptophyta; Magnoliopsida; Poales; Poaceae. The record is from RefSeq and is a predicted model, not a curated record. The transcript has 2 exons.
AUGGGCUCGGAAAUGGUCGCUGGCCCAGCUGCCGGCGACGAGGAGGCGUGCAUGUACGCGAUGCAACUUGCCGGUGCAUCUAUCCUACCGAUGACGCUCAAGGGCGCCAUAGAGCUGGGCAUGCUUGAGGUCCUGGUGAGCGCAGGCGGGGAGAUGUUGUCGCCUUCGGAGGUGAUUGCGCGGCUGCCAUCCAAGGCAGCCAAUCCGGACGCGCCGGCCAUGGUGGACCGCAUGCUGCGGCUGCUGGCAUCGUACAACGUAGUGUUGUGUGAGGUCGACGAAGGUGAGGACGGCCUCUUUGCCCGCCGGUACGGCCCGGCGCCAGUGUGCAAGUGGCUCACCCCUAACGAGGACGGUGUCUCCAUUGCCGCGCUAGUCCUGAUGAUCCAGGACAAGGUCAAUAUGGAGGGCUGGUAUCAUUUGAAGGACGCAGUCCUUGAUGGUGGCCUCCCGUUCCAAAGAGCAUACGGGAUGACGUUGUUCGAGUACAACAGCACGAACAUCCACGUUAACCGCAUGUUCAAUGAGGCCAUGAAGAACCAUUCAACCAUCAUCACCAAGAAGCUCCUUGAGUUCUACAGGGGCUUUGACAGUGUGGGCACCCUUGUUGAUGUCGCCGGUGGUGUGGGUGCAACAAUCCACACCAUCAUCUCCAAGUACCCGCAUAUCAAGGGGGUCAACUUCGACUUGCCCCAUGUUAUCUCUGAUGCGCCGUCCUUCUCUGGCGUGGAGCAUGUCGGGGGUGACAUGUUCGAGAAGGUGCCCUCCGGCGAUGCCAUCCUCCUAAAGUGGAUCCUUCAUGACUGGACCGACAAGCAUUGCACGACUCUACUAAGGAACUGCUUUGACGCACUCCCUGCUCACGGCAAGGUCAUCAUCGUGGAAGGCAUCCUGCCGGUGAAACCCGACUCUACAUCCAGGGGGCAGCUGAUGUUCCUUGAUGACAUGAUCAUGCUCAUGCACACCCCAGGUGGCAAGGAGAGGCAACAGAGGGAGUUCGAUGAGCUUGCAAGGGGUGUAGGGUUUAACAGUGUCAAGACCACUCACAUCUACGGCAAUGCGUGGGUCAUUGAAUUCAUGAAAUAG